Molecule: messenger RNA, 8078 nt
Organism: Xyrichtys novacula (pearly razorfish)
Lineage: Eukaryota; Metazoa; Chordata; Actinopteri; Labriformes; Labridae
Source: the annotation of a GenBank genome assembly
ACUUCGCCUUAUACGUGUAACGCUGACUGACUCCUGCUAUCAGCUCUCGUGCUCUUGGUUGGGGUUGCUAAUACAGUUAUUUCAAAGUCAAAACAGGAAUUUUGAUGCGAUAAAGUCCGUUUUCACGUUGUCGUGUGCUGCUGUUUGAGAUGCCGCUAAUUGUCGAGAGGUUACUCUGUUCGAAAUGAACAAGCUAGGAUAAGUAUAUCAUCGAUGUGUUUAAAUACCAUGUAAAAUUAUGUGUAAUUAUAUCUGCGUGCAAGGCGCUUUGUCAGCACUGCUACAUGGGACAGUCAGUUGAAAACUGAUACCUGGUGCUGCAGUGCUUAAUUUUAUUAUUAACUCUGCUAAAUUAAGCUGUAUUUACUCUGAAAGUAUACUUUUAAAACAUCCACAUAUGACCCCUUAACUAGCUUUUUUUAAAACUCGUAUUAUAAGGUAGUGCAAGCGUAUACGAUUUAACUAGUUUGGAGGGUCCAGUCAUUUUAUUGCAGGUUUUAUUUCCUAAUGGCAAAGGAAGAAUGUGUGGCACAAUGGAAAAACACAGAGGACACUCCAACACUACGUUACAGGAGAAACUUUCCCACCUCCCAAAACCAAUACAGCACUUUGUCAAAGGACACUGUCAGCCACACUGCUGGACACUUGUCAGAAGAUGACCCUCACUCCUCAAAUGGGACAACAGCUAAGUUUAGGGCCAAAGGACAUGUCAGUAAUGAGCCAUCAAGAGUGUUUCUGAUGUUGGUAGUGGGGUUGUCUUUCUCAACACGCCUCUAUAGGAUAACAGAGCCCCCUCAUGUGUGGUGAGUGACAAUCUUCUGCAUGUAGAUUUUACUGUGCAUAUUAUUGAUGAACAUUACAAGGUUGUUGUGGUCUUUCAGCUGGGAUGAGACACACUUUGGGAAGAUGGGGAGCUACUACAUCAACAGAACCUUCUUUUUUGAUGUUCAUCCUCCUCUUGGAAAAGUGAGGUGGCAAAUUAUCACUGAUAUGAUGGCUCUAGUUUCCUUAGGGAGAGCAUGAGCUUUGAUUUCUUUCUUCACCAUUUCACAGAUGCUGAUCGGCCUUGCUGGGUACAUGACAGGUUAUGAUGGCACUUUUCCCUUCAUAAAGCCAGGAGAUAAAUAUGAGCACCAUAACUACUGGGGGAUGAGAGGAGUAAGAAACUUUCUAAACUUUGCUUCGUAAGAUGAAUUAAAGGCAACUCAAACAAAUGGCUGUGGUUGUGACUUUAACAACAAAGUGUUUUGUCUUCCAUUUUUUCGUACAGUUUUGUGCCAUCUUGGGCUCCUUUCUCCCCAUCUUUGCCUACCUCAUAGUGUUGGAUUUGUCUCGGUCUCACACUGCUGCUUUUAUUUCUGCAAUCCUUCUCAUAUUUGGUAAGUAUCUUUCACUGGUUAAAAAAGUAGCAUAACUCCAAUUGUUCAACAGCAUGCAACAGUCUUGUAUUAAUAAAGAUAAUAACUUUUUGCUUAUCUCACCCCCCUUUGACAGACACUGGCUGUAUCACUAUUUCCCAGUACAUACUGUUAGACCCUAUACUGAUGUUCUUCAUUAUGGCAGCAGUCCUGAGCAUGGUCAAGUUUAAUCAGCUGAAAAACAGGUAAAAUUCAGUUUUGUUUUUGUUAUUUUGUUCUUCUAUCUCUUCCAAUGCAGUGUAGCCUUUAGGAUACAAGUUUAUCAUUCAAUUAGAAAGAAAAAUUAAGUAAAAAUACCAGUUAAUUGAUUGUUUACCUCUCUUUUACUGACCUACUUCUCAGUUUAAAACUCUACAAACUUGAUUGUUUCAGUUAUUUGCUUUUUCUCACUUUAACACCAUUAUAAUGGGACUGAAUCGUAAAUGUUCUUUGGGUAGUGCAUAUGCAUAAUAUGGUAAUAUAGACCAUUUCUAUCUUUGAUAGCAGUUGAUGUAUGUGUUUGCGUUUUUUUUUCAGACCUUUUACCGCCUCCUGGUGGCUGUGGCUGUUACUGACAGGUGUCAGUCUUGCUGGUGCGUUAGGGGUUAAGUUCGUGGGUCUGUUUGUCAUCCUGCUGGUGGGACUAAACACAGUUUGGGAUCUCUGGAGACUCUUUGGGGACCUGAGCCUCUCUCUGGUAAACAGAAACUGACAGAAAUGAUGGUUGUUAAAAUGUUGACUCUUUGACUCCUCUCACUUCUUUUUUUCUUGUCUCCAGGUGGAAAUUACAAAGCACUUCCUUGCCAGAGUUAUAGGACUCAUCUUGCUUCCCCUCCUCUGUUAUGUUACAAUAUUUGCAGUCCAUUUUGUCGUGUUGAACAAAAGGUGUGUCUCUGUGAUAUAUUACAUUAACAGCGUGUGAUGACAUUUACGCAUUGUGUUGGUAAUCAUGAUUGUUUUUUUCUCAUCAGUGGACCAGGAGAUGGUUUCUUCAGUUCAGCUUUUCAGUCUCGCCUAAUUGGGAACAAUCUACACAAUGCCUCCAUGCCUGAGUGUGAGUCUAAAAACAUAUGUGGAUACAACCACAUAAAACUGCAGCUGUGUUUACUAAAACACUGAUUAGAACAUGAGAAAGGGGGUCAAAGAGAAAUAAAGGCUUUCCCCCAGUAUUGAUGACAGCCAGAUGGACUAAAAUAUCCACAAAGAAGCAUGUCUAUCUUUUUCUUAUUAUGGUAAUUAGCUGGUGUGGUCCCUCAUUCCUACUGUAAAUGAUUAGUUCUCAUUAAUCCUGUCUUUCAUUUGUUUGAUGUUUCUCUGAUGCAGACUUGGCUUAUGGUUCCACCAUUACAAUCAAAAACCUUCGUAUUGCUGGAGGUUAUUUGCACUCUCACUGGCACUUAUACCCAGAGGGAGUGGGAGCACGGCAGCAGCAGGUAGGGCUUCAGAUUUAAGCAGGAAUCUCUUCCUUACAUUAAGAAUUUGCUUAUAUCCCCGCUCAUUUGCUUUAUAGUAAACUCUGUUUUAUUUUCUAUUUCCAUACAGGUGACAGCUUAUCUCCACAAGGACUACAACAACUUGUGGCUAGUUCACAAACCUGAUCCUAAUCAAUGUGAGACAUUGUGCUUUUUAGAAAUAAUAAUAAAUUGUCAUUUUGGAAGUAAUAUCUAAGCUUCUUAUGAAUCAUUUCUCUUGUUUUUGUUUCAAAAGCUCAUCCUGGGACACCUGAUUUGGUGCGUCAUGGUGACAUCGUUCGACUGGAGCACAAAGAGUAAGAGUCAUGACCUUGUAUGGCUGUUCAUGGAUAACUUAACACUGCACCUUUGCCAAUUGUAGUGGUUGUCACUGAAAUGGAAGGUUUCUUUUCCAUGGUUUUGCUAAUUUUCCUGUGUGUUUAGAACAACUCGUAACCUUCAUGCUCAUCUCCAUGAGGCCCCUCUGACCAAGAAACACUUCCAGGUUACAGGCUACGGCAUUGUGAGUAUUUCAACAACAUAUCUGCAGCAUUUCAUAUUACAGCCCUAAUCUGUAUUAUUUCAUAUCAUUAUGCAUUUGGAUUUCUUCAAAGCCUAAAACUUACUACAACCUUUGGUUUUACACGUAGAAUGGCUCAGGUGACCUCAAUGACUUAUGGCAGGUGGAGGUGUGUGGAGGUCGAAAGGGAGACUUGGUGAAGGUGCUACGCAGCAAAGUCCGUUUUUUGCACCGAGCUACCGGCUGUGUGCUUUACUCCUCUGGCAAGACUCUACCAAAGUGGUAAAACUGGUUGUCUCAUUUCUGACUUCAAUUUAUUUAAGAUAUAUUAUGAUGGUGGACGGACCAGAAUCUCAGGGUGUGUUUGUGUUCAGGGGCUGGGAACAGGUGGAGGUGACAUGCAGUCCUUACCUGAAGGAGACUCCAAGCUCCCGGUGGAAUAUUGAAGAUCACAUCAAUCCCAAAUGUAUGAUCAGUCCUCUUCCUGUACUUUUGCCUGUUUGUUUGUUUGUUUUUUAAAUAUUAUUAUCAAUUACCUUUAUUUAAAGAGUGCUUUUCAGAUUCACAUUACAACUUGGUUUAAAGGACAGUGUAAUGAUAAAGAUAAGUGUCAGCAUUUUCCAAAGUGAACAACCAGUUUGGUACCAAAAAAAAAGAAAACCCAAACUAUCAUAUAUAAAAAGAAUUUAAAAUCAUGACACUUUAAAUGACAUUAAACAAAAUCAGGAAAAGCUUUACAAUAACAAUCUGUUUGAAAAAGUGACUUUAAUGAGAGCACUGAAUCAACUAACUGAAUUUCCUCUGGUGAGUCAUUUGGAGUCUCAGGGCUCUGGAUGAAAACGCUCUGUUCCCCCUUGUUUGAAUAAAUAAAAGACCUUUGCCUGAGGAUCUCAUGGUGUGUCCUGGGGUGUAAAGUAUCAAUAGGAUGGAGAUAAAAUUAUGGCAGAGAACCCUGAGUGCUUUAAAGUAAUCGAUAAAAUCUUUAAAUCAAUCUGAAAACUUAGUGUCCAGUUUUGGAUAAAAGCCUGUCAACUAAGUUCUGCACCAUCUGAAGUUAGUAUAUGGAUUUUUGAUCUAAACCACUCAAAAAGCUGUCAUAACAAACUAGCUGUGAUUAAUCAUCCAUAAAAUUGUUUGUUAAAGUAAAAAAAUCUUGAAUCUUUGAAAACAUUUCUAAGAUAAUUAAAACAAGUAAGUUUUGUGGUGUGAUGCUCAAAGUUCAUAUUGCUGUCAUACCUGAUGCCCAAGUCCCUUACAACUGGCUUAAUCUGAUCCACAAGGAACCCAGCGGUUGGUAAAAUAAUGCGCUCAACAACGCAGGGCGAGCAUGUUCAAAGAAAAGGAAAUUAGUCCCAAAAGUGACCCUUGAGGCACACCACAUUUUACAGAAAACUACAAAGAUAUGUGGUUGUUCACAGAAACACAAAACUUGUUUGUUUGGUAGGAUAAAAAACAGUCUAAUCUAAACCAUCUGCUCCAAGUAAGUCGGUCUCUUUAAAAGAAUGCUAUGAUCAAUUGUGUCAAAGGAUGCACUGAUGGUUAAGAAGAGCGCAUUCCAUCAUUAGCUGCUAUUCAAAGAUCAUUAGUCACCAUGAGCAGGGUUUCUUUGGUGCUGCUGUGGUUCUUCUGGACACCAGAUUGCAGUCUUUCAUAAAUGUGAUUAUUUUGUGGUGCUGCUGAAACUGUAAGGUAACUUAGAAACUGCUCUGUAAUUCUAAAGGAGAAAUAGAUCACUGUUAAUCGACGAUGUGGUCACAGAGGCGAUCAGAGAACAGUUGAAGACAGCAAGCGGACUGCGUAUAACAGAUUCAAUUACCUGUUCAAAAAACUCAAAUAUAUAAAGUUUAAAAAAUCACAGUCAGCAUGUUUUUGAAGAGCAACACAUGGAAGGAUUGGGUUGGCCGUAUGUUUGAUAGCUUCAAAUAGAAACCUUGUGUUAUAUUGUUAAACUGAGAUUACCUCUGAGAAGUAGCAUCUCCCUCCAUCCUUGACCAUCCAAUUCAAAUUAAAGAUCAUUGGUGUUCAGAUAGGUGUUUAGUCCUGCACUUCAUGAUGCAGCACAAUAACCAACAUGUUACUUUUCCUCCUCUCUCUUCCGGCAGUGCCCAACAUCAGUUUGUCUGUGCUGAAGCCCCAUUUUUUUGAGAUCUUACUGGAGUCGCACAUUGUUAUGAUAAGAGUAAGAAACAAAAAACCAAAAGGUUGAACUGUGCUUCAAGGAUGUGUUUGAUCAGAAAUGAUUUACUGAAAUAAAAUGUCUUUAAAGGGAAACAGUGGCCUGAAACCUAAAGAUAAUGAGAUGAACUCCAAACCCUGGCACUGGCCCAUCAACUACCAGGUACAUUCUAUCAUUAACCAUGUAAAGUCUAUUUUGAUUUUGCUGAAGUAGAAACACAUUCAUAACCACUCUGAACUCUUUAUUUAAAGGGAUUGAGGUUUUCUGGAGUGAAUGAUACAGAGUUUCGUGUUUACCUCUUGGGAAACCCUGUAAGUCUCUCUUUGACUUGCUUUGUUUUGUUUCUGCUGUUGUCUAACAAACUCAAAAAUGUCCUCACACUCAUAGUUUUUUUAUUUGUUUUUGGCAGGUGAUCUGGUGGAUGAACCUGGUUACUUUGGGUUUGUACCUUGUCAUGGUGGCAGUGGCAUCGAUAGCCCUCCAAAGAGGUUUCUCAUUGAGCCAAAAAAGAAUAGGUACGAUUAUAGACAGUGGUAAAACAGCUCACUGUGCUGACAUGUUAAGGUUGUUGCUGCAGUAAAAUAUGGUUAAAGCGUUAAAUGAAUGCACUUUUUGUUAUUUUUCAGAGCAAUCACUUGUUUUGAAGAGAGAAGGAGGGUUUCUGCUCCUCGGCUGGUUGCUGCACUAUGCACCCUUUUAUACUAUGGGUCGAGUUCUCUACUACCACCACUACUUCCCUGCUAUGCUUUUCAGCAGCAUGCUCACAGGUAACAAAUCCCACUGAAUUUAAGAUACUUUUACAUCUCCAUGUGUUGGGAUGACAAGAUUAGAAGAUAAGAUGUUCAGGAGACUCAGCAGAGAAAUUAACUGGGUUAUAAAAUGGGUUUUUCUGUUACUUGUGAUUGUUGCCCUGCCCACACAAGUUUACACAAAAAAGGAACAAUGAAUGGAUCCACAGACUUGUGCCCGCCUCUGACUCGCACUUGAUUUUGACAACACUCACUCCAGUUGUGAUGUGAAUUUUAAAAUUAAGAGGGAUAUUUAAGGGAGCUGGAGAAGAGGGAAAAGAUCAGGUUUAUAAAUUUUUUGGUCAAACUGGCGCUCCAUAGUUAAAGAAUAAUAGGUAUAGUAUAUAUUUUAAAGCCUGAUGAGGCAAUAAACAGUAUAAGAGACUGUAAAAGUUGAUAUUUUUUUAAAUUAUAACUCAGUAAAAUUUAAAUCAAGUCUAAUAAAAUUCAAAAGCAAAGACAUGAUACAUUUAUCUCAAUAUUUAAAUGAGAGUAUGAAAUCACUAUGUAACAUUUUUGCAGAGAGUUAAUGGUGCCAAGUUGCUAAAUCUAAACAGAAGUUCAGUUGGCUUUACAAUUAACAACCUGAAAGUAUGAAAGCAAAUGUUAAAAGCUAAGAGCAUUUUUAUGCUCUAAAAAGGUAUACAAAAUCUAACUUAUUGGGGAAUAGUUUCGUCUUGAAGUGAUGCUCUUUUCUUAUUUUCUUUUUUCUUUUUUACAAGCAUUGGCUUUGACAAAAGGAAAAAGGUGAAGCAGACACGUUUUACAGAAUUAUGUGGUUUAAGUAUUCUGUAUGUUUUUUUUUUUUUUUUUUUCCACAGGAAUUACAUUUGAUGUCCUGCUGAAAAGCACUGACUUGCUGCUCUGCUCACCUCUUGCUGAUUGGCUGCAGAGAAUCGGGAUGAUGGUGUUCUUAUUUUGUGUUCUUUACAGGUGAGACGACUUGCAGAAUAACCACUAUGAAAGAAAAUCUUGUUGCUCAUGAUCAAAUUUCCUUUUUUCUCUGUGUUAAUCACUUAUAUUCAUUUUCCGCCCUCCAGCUUCUACCUGUUUCAUCCACUCACCUAUGGCAUGACGGGACCUCUUGCACACGAGCCUGGCAGCGUCAUGGCUGGCCUUAAGUGGAUGGACACCUGGGAGUUUUAGUCUGCUUUGUAUUCAGAGAACAUAAAUAUUGUGAUGUACAAUGAUUGUUCUCUGAGGCACUUAAAGCUACCAUGUGUCGAACAGGUUGAUGGUCAGGACAGUUUACAUUUAAAGAUGUUUUUAUUGGAUGUUGGCUGCACACACUGCUGAAGAAUCUCUCAUUUUUCAGGUGUUUAUGGCUCAACAUCUCCUGGUAUUAUAGUUGAUAAUAUUUAAUAAAUAGUUCCACAAAAAGGACCUGAAGCAGUGCAAUAUCAAAUGUAGACCGUUGAGAAGUUUUAAAGAUCUAGAUACAAGUAAUCACCAGACUGCCUUAACUACACACAAAUCUUACAUCUUGUACUUAUAUUUAUAUUUACUUUUUGUCACAAUAAUAAUAAGAUUAAGUGCCUGAAACUGGUGAAAGCUCAUCUUAAAGUGAAAUGCUGCAUCUUGUCGUUUAUCUGUUUUAAGUAAACCCUUUUUUAUUGUUACAGAGCUUGAAUUUGGUUUGCAUUUGUCUCUGCUCAGUAUUUUUGAGUAUUUUAAAGCUUCUUAAAAAGUGAUCUGUACAUUUCAGUAAGAACAAUAAAAUAUGACCUCUUGUAGUCUGUUUACUUA